Messenger RNA from Salvelinus sp. IW2-2015, 2977 nucleotides. RefSeq names its product methyltransferase 9, His-X-His N1-histidine (gene mettl9). The record is from RefSeq and is a predicted model, not a curated record. Lineage: Eukaryota; Metazoa; Chordata; Actinopteri; Salmoniformes; Salmonidae. Gene Ontology annotation, molecular function: protein-L-histidine N-pros-methyltransferase activity.
GUCAGCCAAUCAGCAUUCAGGGCUGGAACCACACAGUUAAUAACUACAAAUAUGCUACCUCCCCAGAAAUGUCUCUGUGCGUCUUGUCUCUCCACUUAACGUUAAGUCACACCAGACAACUGAAACUGUGUUGAGGUGAUUGAAAAUGCCAUCCAUCUCUGCCGAUGUGUGGUUUGUGGUGUGCAUUGUUAAAUAAAGGUUAAAGAAAAAAAGAAAACAAUUAAUUGUUGGAAAAGACUGUGUGGGAACUAUUUAGAUGUAACACAGGAAGCAAACGUGUAUUUCCAGAUUUUUGCUCCCUAUCCUUUUAUGUAGGUCUAUGGUGCUUUCAAGACAACUUGGGAACUCGGAUAAAAACGAGGUCGAAUCAUGACGUCAGCGAACUUCAUGUCGGAGCUCUAGAAAGAGGCCCGGGUUCCCGAAUUGGAAUUCCGGGUGGAUGACUGUUGAAAACUAAUUUUACCAGUCGGGGGUCGUUAUUUUUCCUAGUUCCUAGUUGUUUUGAGUGCACAGAACUCGGAAAUCUGGUAUUUCCCAGUUGUUUUGAACGCAGCAUUGCUAGGCUGGCAGUCUUCAGAUGUGACCGUCACGAGACAAUUCGAAUUGAGCUGAAAGUAUUUGCACAACGGAUUAAGAUGUCGAAUAAAUAACAUGUGGACUCCAAAAGGUCACCACGCCUUCAGCUGAGGACAUUGCUUUUUGUAGCGUGGGUGUUGGGCUACAUCGCCUUUCUGCUCGCUACUAGAAAGAUGUGGACAGGGAAAUACGUGCGCAGUCCACUCGCUCGUUCACUUUUCAUGAACAUGAUAAGCGAAAGCGAAGAAGCCGGACAAGAAACCCAGGAGUGGUACAAGUGCUCUCCAGACUUGUUGGGGGAGGUGGUUAGACCUCUGUUUGUGCAGAGCCAUCUGGACCAGGACACCCAGGCUUUUCUGAGACGCAGCAUAGAAAAGUCUGGCUGGAUGUUCACCCAGUUCUACCACUCCUUCAUCUCCACUGUCCUCAGCCCCAUGGUGUCACGCACAUCCAUCAAUGGGUUCCUAGGUCGUGGCUCUAUGUUUGUGUUCUCUGCGGAUCAGCUCCAGCAGCUGCUUCGCGUCGAUCCCGAGUGGCGAGGGGAGAGACUGCUGGAUCUAGGGGCCGGGGAUGGGGGUGUCACUGAGGUGAUGGGAGCCCACUUCAGAGAGGUCUACGCCACUGAGGUUUCUCCUCCCAUGAAGUGGCACCUCCAGAGGAAGAAGUACAGGCUUUUAGGCAUUGAUGAAUGGCAGCAUACUGGGUUCCAGUAUGACCUGAUCAGCUGUCUGAACCUGCUGGACCGCUGUGACGACCCCCUGGAUCUCCUCAGGAGCAUCCACCGCUCGCUGGUGCCCAUCACGGGAAGACUCAUCCUGGCCGCUGUCCUGCCCUUCCAGCCCUGGGUGGAGAUAGGUGGGAAGUGGCAGCGCCCUAGAGAGCACAUCAAAGUGAAGGGGAAGAAAUGGGAGGAGCAAGUCACUAACCUGUCCAAUGAGGUGUUCCGGGAAGUGGGGUUUGAGGUGGAGGCAGUGACUCGGCUGCCGUACCUGUGUGAGGGAGACAUGUACAAAGAUUACUAUGUACUGGAUGAUGCUGUCUUCGUCCUGAAACCUGUGGAGGAGUGAAGUCAGUUACUGUAUCUUGGGGUGCAUCUCAAUUAUCCAAAUUUGCAUCCUUGUCUCCUUCCUUCAUCUGYAUUAUCUUAAAACAACCAACCGUCCUUCCAACGGGACUGAACAAUAGAUAAUGGCUGGUUCCACAGUGUAGGCUGACUGACUGAUCUACAAAUGAUUUAGCACCAUAAAUAACAACUCGUUUAUUAUUUUUAGAUCGUUCGGUCAGUCACCAUUUACCCAUAAUGCAUCAUGGAUUUGAUGCUCUCAAACAGGGCCAAAGUCCUCUAGAGGCCUAAAGGCUGUAUUAGCAUGGGCAGCGCCAUUUAGUGCUUCCACCAUUUUAAUGUAGUCAACUGGGUGGGACUUCCAACUUAUUUGGCUGAUUUCUAUUGGUGACCCUGUUGGAGUCAUGCCCAACCGGGUCGUCAGUAGGGAUCAAACAAUCGUGAAGAAAAUUGACAUUGCCUCAAUGCUGCAGUCACAGCUGCUAUAAUAGCACAGAUACCCAUCCUUUGUUUUCAGAUGAGUGCAGACCGAGGAGAGGAAGCAACUUUAGACUAUUGAGAUGCAUCAGCUGACCUUUCCUAGAGCAUCUGUGUACAGUAGAUACAGUAGAAAGCUAUCUGACUGGCUGCUGGAUUUGUAUUGAAUUAGUGGAGGUUAAGUAAGAUUUUAUUAAUUACAUUGAGAGUAUUUCUCAUUUACAUUACCACUUUAUCUCUUUAAAGUCAGCUGGGGAAUCCUGGUUUGAAACUCGGGUAGCUUCACUGUUUACCAACUGUCGUGUCAUACUGUGUCAUACCUCUACAUUCUAAGCAACAAAAAAAACACAAAAUGGAUAUUUGCCAUUUGAAUAUAAUAACCUGAUUGGACUAUAAAACACAACUCUGUAAAUGAUAGGGAGGGAGGAUCUCAUCUUCUGUGCCAACAUAUCACUGUGGAAAUGGUCUGUUCUUGGUUGAAGUAUAGUGAUGUAAACGUAUUGUCUUAUUCUGGGUUAGUUGGUCAUUUCUCCAACAAUAACAUUGUGAUACUGUACAUAUGAACCGGUUGAUCUAAUUGAUUUAGUCAAGCACAGAUGGAGGGAAUUCCUUCCCACCAGUCUAUUUGUCUUCAGGUUUAAUUAUAAGCACACUGUUUCUAACUGUUGUAUCAUCAACUGGGCAGUAACGUUCUGUUACAAUGAUAUCUGGAUUGAUUAUUUAUAGCAAUGUGAGGCCUUGUCAGUGAAUAUCUCCCAUCUACAGUUUUAUAGGCAGCAGAACAAGUUUACUUUAAUGUUCCAGUCAGUGUAUUUUACGUAAAGUAAUAUCACCUCAACAAUAAAAAUAUUUUUUCUGUGA